This is a messenger RNA of Mesorhabditis spiculigera, 1023 nucleotides long. Lineage: Eukaryota; Metazoa; Nematoda; Chromadorea; Rhabditida; Rhabditidae. The record is from the annotation of a GenBank genome assembly.
AUGAUUUCCCCGCUUGUCCGGUACAAAUACCCCUUUGACGUUGUCCAGGGGUUAGAUCGUACCAAAGUCUACGCCGUCGAUGGUCAAUUUGCCUAUCUGAUGAUCAUCACCGAUGGUGGAUCGCCAUACCGGAUUUGUGGCUGCGACCGUUUCGACAUCAUGAAAAUUAUGGCGGAUCGGCAAUGUCACCGUCUGACACUUGAAGGAAUGGACAAUAUGAUUUCUCCGAAUGUUAGCGAAUUCGGUCUUUUCUACCGGUCUAAUGAUGCUGGCCCGCAGUUUCACUGCUGGUUGGCACAUGGCUUCAUUCACAAAACGCCACCCUACAACUAUUUCCGACGGAGCGAACGUGGCCUGUGGAACAUCAUUCUCAAAGAGAAUACUUUUGAAAUCGUUGAAGAGUACUUUCAAAUGGAUGAUUUCCCUGAAGCAUCCCUAACGGCGGCCAUGUUUUUGCGCGGACCUGAAAAACGGAUCAUGAUGUUGGCAACGGAUCAGUUUUGGGUGUACAAUUUUGUGAGCAAAAGCUGGAGGCACUACCCUCUGGUCGGGAGCGUGAUAGGAUGGUCACCGUACUUGCCGUGGAUCAGGAAGCAGGAGCUGGACUUGUAUUCCUGUGGCGAGCUUCACUUCCUGUCGAGAUGCUUCCUCGGUGACGUCCACAUUUAUUUGGUAGAUAUUGAUGACGUUGAAGGCACCAUUAAGCUUAACAAAAUGGUCGUACAUAGCCCCUUCAUGCACCUCACCUACAAGCCGUUCCGAAGCCCAAUUUGCGCUAAUUCGGAGUUUCUUAUCUUCAAUGCACAACGGUGGCUAGAGGUUUACCCCCUGAAGCCGAUCACAUUGAACUAUCGAGCAUGUUUGAAAGUGCAGGAAACUUACGCCGAGAAAGAAGAACAUCAAGAGCUUAAGAUCACCCUCAUUGUGAAGGGGUUGUCUUGGAAGGAAAUCAGGGAGCUCUACGUCGAGGGUCCUUCGGCGCUGUCCCCUAGAUGUGAAGUUUCACUCACUGACGUGCCAUGU